CACGGCAAUGCCGUGAUGGAAAUAAUUAACUACCAAGAAAAUCUGGCCGGUGGCCGCUGCCAUACCUAAUCUCACCGUCUAGUCGUCUUACCUCCAUUUUGUUGCCGAGAGCAGCACCGGCGCAACGCAGCGAAGAGUCACCUUCGCUUGGCUCCGCGUCCGGUGACCAGAUUACCUGACCGCUAAACGGCUAUCCGAACCGCCCCGGGCCGGGCCCUAUCUUUGCCUUUUGUGGCAACUCCCGAAACCGCUUCCCGGUAUUCUUGAGACCCCGGGGCUUCAUAAAUUUCCGCUCGGGUCCCUCGCUUCCGUAGACCAGGCACUCGGAGGGGGAGAGGUCUCCUUCGAGAUCGUUCCAUCAAGCGGCGCAAGAAGUGGAGAUAAGAGAGACAGAGAGAGAGAGAGAUUUGUGAUCGAUAACCAAAACCCUAGGCCUGGAGACCCGCGGAUGGCGUCGUCGAGGGUGAUGCAGUCGUCCUCGACGGCGAACUCGGAUCUCGCGUGCGAGCCCUCCAUAUAUUCUCUCACGAUGAGCGGCGACCAGGCCAAGAAUUUGGGAUCCAUGAACAUGGACGACCUCCUUCGCAACAUCUACGGCGACGGCACAGCUGCGGCGGCGUCGCCGGCUACCCCCUUUGGUGGAGACGCAGGGGGCGCGGCUCCGCCGCCGCUGGCACGGGAGGGGAGCUCCUCGCUGCCGAGGAGCAUCGGGAGCAAGACGGUGGAGGAGGUGUGGAGGGAGAUCUCCGGAGGGAGGAAGGUGGAUGGAGGAGGGGAUGGAUCGGGGUACAAGGACGCCACGGCCGCGGAAGCGGCGGCAGCGAACGGGGAGAUGACGCUGGAGGACUUCUUGGCGAGGGCGGGGGCGGUGAGGGAGGAGGACGUUAGGGUUCCUCCGGGGUCGGUGGCGGCGGGCGGGUUUGGGGUGGAUGCGGUGAUGAAUGAUCGGUUUAGUCAGCAGCAGGCUCAAUUGCCGCUCGAGAAUCCGAUGCUAGGGUUUGGAAAUGGGGUGGAGGCUGGGGCUGGGGGAGGAGGGAGAGGAGGGAGGGGGAGGAAGAGACAGGUGCUCGAUCCGGUGGACAGGGCGGCGCUACAGAGGCAGAAAAGAAUGAUCAAGAACAGGGAGUCCGCAGCGAGGUCGAGGGAGAGGAAACAGGCUUAUACUGUGGAACUUGAAUCUAUAGUUACGCACCUGGAGGAGGAAAAUGCGAGGCUAUUGGGAGAACAGGAGGAGGUCCACAGGCAGAGGCUUAAACAGGAUUUCAAGGUCUGGAGACAUGAUGAUGGGGAUUCUACUAGCGAGUUGUGGCUGGCCAUAUCGAUAAUCAUGUUAUAUGGUCUUACAUAAUUAUUCAAGGAAGAACUAGAGGUGAACAACGGACAUGUAAUGGGCGAUUGGUCCAGAUUCGAAAGGCAACCAAGGGAAAAAGGUUCCAGUUUAAGGAAGCGUUAAAACAAAAUGCCAACAAGACUGGAAACUAUAAAGGUAAGCCUUACUAGUCCCGAUCAUUGGGAUAUAUUAUCUAAAUCGUUUAAUGCUAACAGUUCCUAAUCUUUAUAAUGAUUUUGUUAUAGGUCGAAAGAGAAGAAAUGUCUAUCUGCUGAAAUGAGGAAAUAGGAAUCUUGAGAUUUAGUUUAAAUAUGGUACCUAAAAAAGUAUUUUAAUAUGGUGAAAAAUGAAAAUAGUAAAUCAAGUGUAAGCACAAAAGUCAUCUCUCAAUUUUCAGUGAGUUGAUUAAUGGAAUAGAUGAACCUCAAUUUGAGAGAAUGCAUGUCUCUGGUGAUACAAUUUGAUAACUAAAGCAGAAGUAGCAUUGUAAACGAUCCAAUGGUUGCCGUGUUGGGCCAAGCUGAUAUAAUAAUCAAAACUUGGACAGAAGACUUAGAGUUUUUAUUGGCCAAUUAGCUCAUUAAAUGAGAUCUUGAAUGUAAGGAGAAUAUCAAAUGAUUCAAGAAGUAUGAUGGUAUUUAUUUUAAAACUACUGGUGAUGUAAAAAAUCACUCCAAUUAUUGUGAAUUAAGAUUAUGAAUCACAUUAAGAAAUUAUGGGAGUCUGAUGGAUCAAAUAUUGAGAAAGAAAUGGCAGCAAUCUUAAACCAAUCUGUUUAUUCCAUAAAAGCAAGUCAUCUAGCUUAUACUCAUGCUUACAUUACUCUUAAAAAGAUUAGAAGCCUGUGAGAUAAUUCCAUGCAUUGGUUUAUACUUGUCUGGACAGAUGAUAUUGUAAGUGCCACAGGAGGUAUAAUAGGGCUUUGAGUGGGAUGAUGUACUUUGAUGCUAAAUUAAAAUUAUAAAGGACAGGUAUAAAGGAACAGUGAGAAGCAGUUGAAGUGCUUAUAACAAGAUUGAUGAGUGUUUGGCUGUGAUUGCUUAAGAUUACUUUCUCCUAUAACUUAUAUCUUAUUCUCAUUGGUUAUUGAUUAACUUGCUAUUGGCAUUAGCAGAGUUAUUGUAGUUCAUAUUAUGUGCAUAUUUGUUAAUAUGUUCCAAAAUUAACAAUUUCAAAAAAUAAUAUAUGAAAUGUGUCAGGAUGCCUUAUUUUAUUGUUUUUGUUAUCCGAUACACACACACACACACACACACACACAUACAUGUAUACAUAUA
Messenger RNA from Elaeis guineensis (African oil palm), 2604 nucleotides. The record is from RefSeq and is a predicted model, not a curated record. NCBI's taxonomy places the organism in Eukaryota, Viridiplantae, Streptophyta, Magnoliopsida, Arecales, Arecaceae.